CUCAAUGAAUGAGCACAUGUAGGUUAGGCACUCUGCCAUUCAUGUUGUUGGACUAUUGCUGUCGUUGUUGUGGUUUCACGCUCAUAAAACGCCAUGGCGCCGUGUCGCUCAAGACAACACCUAGUGACACCUGGGUGGUUCUGCAGAAUUUGUUGAUGUGCAUGGUCUGCUUCUACUCCCUCUACUACACGGUGGUCAGCCUCUGCAUCGGCCUGCUCAGGGUUCACGAAAUCAACAGCUUGUUAGCGCCCUUUGACUACACCACACAACCGUCAUGGCAGAACCCCAAAUACCUGGUGGGUGUCAUCUCCACAGAAGUUACGUACGUGUUGGGAGGGCUGGUGUUUGCCUGGAUCGUGGAGGAGUGGGUGUGGGACUAUGCCAUCACUGUCACACUGCUGCACGUGGCCAUGACUGUAGCUGUGAUGUCAGAUGUACCGUCAACGGAGCACUGGUGGAUUGCACUGGGCUCAGGCUUGGUGAUGAUGAUAUUCGGAGGACAGCUCCUGGCCUACAAACUCUUUAGGAGCAACUUCGUCUAUCCGGCUGAGCUACAGAACUUCUGAUGAUGACGGAGAUGCCUUUCAUUUAACCGUCUAAUAGCAUCCCCUCCUGUACAAAGUUUUUUAUUAACAUUAUUCUGUUUAUUAUUUUUGUAUCGAUUAACUAAAUUUUUUGAAUAAUAGUUUACGCCUACAACAUGCCAUAUAUCUUAUAUUAGGAUUUAUCAUCAAUGUGUACGUCUUGUGGUCAGAAAAUGACUAUGUGUGUUCUGUAUGAGUUUAGCAUGGAUUAAAUAUC
Molecule: messenger RNA, 801 nt
Organism: Nerophis lumbriciformis (worm pipefish)
Lineage: Eukaryota; Metazoa; Chordata; Actinopteri; Syngnathiformes; Syngnathidae
Gene: tmem244
Product: transmembrane protein 244
Source: RefSeq, a predicted model, not a curated record